AUGAGUGACGACAGACUACCUAGACAAUGCUUUAAUAGGCUUAGAGCUCUAGACUCAUCCAUUGGAAAACCUGAUCCAACUUAUAACUGGGCUACCCAAGUAAAGAUGAUUGUGGCGGCACUGGGAUGUCAGAGGCUGUUUUCGUGUGUUUUCCUCCAAGGUCUGAUGAGGUUCAAAGAUGAAAUCAUGGAAAAAAUAAGAAACCAUCACGCAUCCAAGGACAUCGACAGAGUGUUAAACUCUAAAUCAAACCCAAGAUAUAGAAAAAUCUGCUCCUUUAAUGUUACCAGACCAGAGGAUUAUCUUCAGUUCAGGGCUCUGAAUUUAAACAAAUUAAGAGCCGUUAGUCGUCUCAGAGUAGCAAGUAAAGAUUUUAUGAAAAUAUACUUAAAAGAUGCUACUUUGACUAUUAAAUCCAGUGAGAACAGGGCAAAAUGGUUCUUGCAGGUUCUUGAUCUCAGAAUCUACGUAAGAAGAGCCUGCUGGAAUUACCGUCCCAUUCGGAGUGCCGAGUCCCAGACAGCAUCUAUAGAAAUAGUGAUGGAUGGCGUGAGCUGUGGGACUCAGCCAUUGCCGCCGCAUGAACAGGUAUUCCUCGGCAUCGCGGGGCAUACGCUCUCCUGA
Molecule: messenger RNA, 624 nt
Organism: Nezara viridula (southern green stink bug)
Lineage: Eukaryota; Metazoa; Arthropoda; Insecta; Hemiptera; Pentatomidae
Source: the annotation of a GenBank genome assembly